Molecule: messenger RNA, 4355 nt
Organism: Betta splendens (Siamese fighting fish)
Lineage: Eukaryota; Metazoa; Chordata; Actinopteri; Anabantiformes; Osphronemidae
Gene: znf362b
Product: zinc finger protein 362b
Exons: 9
Coding region: 989-2326 (445 amino acids)
Biological process (GO): central nervous system development; regulation of transcription by RNA polymerase II
Cellular component (GO): nucleus
Molecular function (GO): DNA-binding transcription factor activity, RNA polymerase II-specific; RNA polymerase II cis-regulatory region sequence-specific DNA binding
Source: RefSeq, a predicted model, not a curated record
AGAUUCGCCGAAGAUGGCACGGCGCCGCCGCGCCUCCGGUUCGGGUUUGACCUUAACGCGGCGGCGCGGCCGCCCGCAUCGCCGUGGCGUUCGCGCGCGGGUCGAGCCCGCAUCUUGCCCGUUUCCGUGCUGUUUUCGCAGGGCACGGUUGUUGUAGGAAGUGUCAGUUUUUUUGAGAGCUGGGGAGGCCGGGCUAUUCAAACCUGCAAUUCGCCGUAAACAAUCAUCCGUGCCAUUGACGCGAUAAACACCUUUGUGUCCGCGUCGGCCGCCUCCUCUUCCCCGGCGCCUUCCUCGCGACAACACGCUCGCGCUCCUAAAUUUUUGGGGUCUGCAGAAUAUGGCGUCCCGCCUUAUAAAAAUAAGGCUGCCAUUUUUGUUUCCCUUUUGUCUGGAAAUGUUUUAAGAAAACUGUCUGAGAAUGUCUGGGGCGCACCGGCGGGCUCCGUCCGCGCGGUCCCGCCGUCGGUGCGGGUCCGGAGCGGCUCCGAGACGCCACACAUGUCCGAAAAGUCACAGAAUGCAAAGUUUUUUUUUCCUCCCCUCAUUGCGUUUAUUUGACAGAUUUAAAGCGACGUGCACUUAUUUUCAGGCAUUCACCCUCAGACAAAAGGAACAGAGCGGCGUCAGGUCCGAACGCCAAAAAGCCUUUGUCGCAACAGCGCCUUUUUAUUAAUAAUCACCAAAUAUUCCAGGCUGACGUUUAGACGUUUGACCCGUUUUCACUUGAAGGUGACAGUUCGACCCCGUGGGCCUCAUUUACACUCAGUCAUUUGCAUAAAUUGAACAGUGCAGCGUUCUGUUGUUUAAAAUAGCUCCGUCACCUUACAUUAUUAUUAGUUUUUAGUUACUUGUUUUGUUUUUUAUUUUGUCCCGAGGUUAUAAAGUGCUUCAAAUUGUAAGUCACGGUUUCAUUGACUCAAUCUCAGUCGCCUUCAUUUGUUUUAAGGAUGAAGUGAAGAGUUUCUAAUGUGUAACUACCAAAGUUAUGAAAAUGAUGGCGGAGCCGCGAUUUAACAACCCGUACUUCUGGCCGCCGCCUCCAUCCAUGCCGGGCCAGCUGGAUAACCUGGUGCUCAUUAACAAGAUCAAGGAGCAGCUGAUGGCGGAGAAGAUCCGACCCCUGCACCUGCCGCCCACCUCCACCUCCUCCCAGCAGCCUCUGCUGGUGCCCACCUCGUCCCCCGACAGCAGCGCUCAGCACGGCAUGCCGGUGCCCAAGCCCCAGCCGCAGCAGGUGCCGGGCCACCACCCGCAGCCACAGGGCUCCGGACAGCCAGACAUCGCCCUGCACGCCCGGCCCGCCUCCAGCUCCGGACCAGAUGGAAAUAUGGACGACAAGUCGGCGGUGAAGGCUAAAGGGUUGUGGGAGGACUGGCACAUGAGGCAGCUGAGCGAGCAGACGGGCCGGGUCAACCAUCGAUCAGGUCUGGCGCCUUCGUCCCGACCCGAAAGUCACAGCACCUCCGAGGCCCUGACCCCCACCACCCCGACCUCCAGCAGCCAGAACCGCAUGGGCGGCGCCCCCUCCGUGAACAUCAUCUCCGGGCUGGCCAGCGGGCCCGGCAUGGACCACAUGAAGGCCGGAGGCCUGGCGGGCCUGCUGGGCCCCCCGCCCAAAGCACCGCGGGGACGAAAGAAGAUCAAGGCCGAGAACCAGAGCGGGCCGUUGCUGGUGGUGCCGUACCCGAUCCUAGCGGACCAAGGCUGUGUCACUGUUGCACCCAAAGAGGGCAAAACCUACAGAUGCAAAGUGUGCCCGCUCACCUUCCUCACCAAGUCCGAGAUGCAGAUUCACUCCAAGUCGCACACGGAGGCCAAACCCCACAAGUGUCCCCACUGCUCCAAGACGUUCGCCAACGCCUCCUACCUGUCGCAGCACCUGCGCAUCCACCUGGGCAUCAAGCCCUACCACUGUUCCUACUGCGAGAACUCCUUCCGGCAGCUGUCGCACCUGCAGCAGCACACCAGAAUCCACACGGGAGACAGGCCUUAUAAAUGUGCUCAUCCUGGAUGUGAAAAGGCUUUUACCCAACUGUCCAACCUCCAGUCUCACCAGAGGCAGCACAACAAAGACAAGCCGUAUAAAUGUCCUAACUGCUACCGUGCCUACUCAGACUCCGCAUCACUGCAGAUCCAUUUGUCAGCGCACGCCAUUAAGAACGCUAAGGCCUACUGCUGUAGCAUGUGCGGCCGGGCAUACACCUCAGAGACCUACCUUAUGAAGCACAUGUCCAAACACACGGUAGUGGAGCACCUAGUGAGCCACCAGUCGCCCCAGAGGACCGAGUCCCCCAGCAUCCCCAUACGCAUCUCCCUCAUCUGAUCCCGGGACCCCCACCCACCCGCCCACCCGCCUCCUGCUCCGCAGCGGCUCCCGUUCAGAGUCUGCGUCUGGCCCCCGCACCCACGGCCAUCUACAUAAGGCUUACAUUAGCAUUACGACAGCUGACGCCAGCAUUCGUCGCCAGAUUCAGUGAACAGACUGCCCCCACGCGACGGCGGUGGACAACGAGCACAGCGUUAUUUUGUGAAUGUAACAGUACAGCUAGGUGUCGUCCGGAGGAUCACGCGGCAAAGAAUGUCUCGCGUCAGAUAUAAUGAGCACUUUCGUAAGCAUCAUGUAAACCGCCGGAUGCAUUGGCCGUUAAAAAUGUUCUAGGUUUUUUUUAAUUUUUUUUUAUUUCCUCUUCCAUGAAAUGGGUUUCCAAAAUGUGCCAGAUUAUAUUUGCCCUUGUUCAAAUUGAGAAGGUAGAAAAAAAUGUUUACUGGGUGUAUUUUGGAGACAUCCAAAGAUAAUCUUAAAGCACUUUUAGGCCUUGUGGUUUUAGAAAAGCAACGUUUCAAUCUUGUCGGACGGAAGAUGCCGAAGGGCAUUACUUGGCAGCUAAGAGGACGGACUGUGUGGAAGCAACGGUCUGCGUCUGUUCCUGUGUUUGGUUUGUGUUACUCACAUCGUUGUGCAAGUAAACAUUUACAGGGUCAUCGGAAUUCCAAGAAAGGCAAUCGGUUGAUGACAAUUCAAACAUGCGAUGAUUGUAAUAAGUAUUUUAUAUUAAUUUGGGGAGGCAAAGAAAAGCAACAAGCACGAAAGAUGAAUGUUACGUUUUUUUCCCCCCAAAAUGAGUUUUAAUCCACAUUUGAUGUUCAUUUUUAUGGCACCUUUAUGACUUUGAUCAAGGAACAACUACUUCCCACAAAUGAACUAGUGCCAUAUUUAAUAUAUGAACUCUGAAGGUCAACGAGAAAGCGUUGGCGUGUGUCUGCUUUCUCCAUUCAGUUCAGCAUUUACUUGUCUUAGUACUAGCAGCUGAACACGUUGCACGUGGACCCGUGCUACUUUUCUUUUUACUUCAGUCACUUCAAGCUGAAAUCAAAUUUUACUCGAGUGGUUACAUUUUAAACCCAACCGUUGGACCAAAAUGUGAAGUUGUGUGUAGCUACUCUGACCCAGUUAAGAUUUUAUCUUUAAUAAGCUUUACCCAUUCGGAGCGAACUGCAGUAUCGGUCAUAUCCACAGGCCUGUGUUCUGAGUUUUUGUGGAGGUGACGUGUCACCUUGUCACAUUUCUCCUUAGUAUUCUUUUUUUUUAUCCUACACAGUAUUGUUGUAUUUUUACUGUAUCAUUAACCUCUGGAUGGUACUAAUAGGGUACCCUGUAUUCUUCAGGGCACUUCAGAAGUGGUGCUACGGCUAGACGUUACAUUCGAGAUGGAACUGAGAAUGAUGUAAAAUAGAUAUACAGUAUAUAGUAUGUUUUCAAAAGAAUAAACUUAUUACUGAAGACAGACAUUUACGCCAACAACAGACCCUGCCUCUUCAACUUACUCUCUCUUGAGAUAAUGGGAAAUGUACAUGUUGCUGUACUGUAAAACAUGUUACUCAUGUGUAGAACCCAUUUCAGUUUUCAUAAACAUGUUCUGUUUGGGUUUUGUAAGAGUUUAUGUAUGAACUUACCGUAAUUAUUUUAGUCGACCCGUAUGUUAUUAAUAUUCAUGUUUUAUAUCAGUUCUUUACAUGUAAGCCUUAACUGUUUUAUCAUCCCAUUUCCAUUACUCUGUAUUGUGUUUUGCAGUAUUCAAACGUGUAAACAUUUUAUUUUAUUUUUUUCCUUCCGCAUGGAGUUCCUGAGCUGUAAUCUGUAUGAUAACUGUUUAACCCAUGUUCUCUAUGAAAAAGAUAUUGCGUAGAUUUAUUACACUUUUUCCUGUCUUGCAUUGUGGUUUCAUAUACAGUUUCUAGACAACUAAAUAUGCACAGCCAAGACUGAGAAGUUAAACUAAGGUUAUCAAUGUUUAAAAAAGGAAACAAGCUUUGUAUCUUUACCUUGUUUAAUAAACAGACUGUUAUAAAUA